AUGUCAUCAGCUCGUGGGCCAUCUCAGGCCGCCAAUGCCGCUUCUGCGACAGACAAGGCCACUUUAGCGUUCACCGAGCAGCAUUAUUUCUCCUCGUAUGACCAUUUUGGUAUCCAUGAGGAAAUGUUGAAAGAUACUUCGAGAACGUUGUCGUACAGAAGUGCCAUGUUCAAGAACAGACAUUUGUUCAAAGACAAGGUGGUGUUGGACGUUGGUUGCGGAACGGGAAUUCUCUCGAUGUUUGCUGCGAAGGCCGGCGCCAAGCAUGUGUAUGCUGUGGACAUGUCUAACAUCAUUGAGAAGGCUCGUGAGAUCGUCAACCUCAAUGGAUUUGAGGGCCAAAUUACAUUACUUCAAGGUAAAUUGGAGGACAUUGAAUUGCCCGUAGACAAAGUUGACAUUAUCGUUUCCGAGUGGAUGGGAUACUUUUUGUUGUACGAAUCCAUGUUGGAUACUGUGUUGUAUGCUCGUGACAAAUACUUGGUGGAAGGAGGAUUAAUCUUACCAGACAAGUGUUCCAUGUACAUUGCAGGAAUUGAAGAUGGUCAGUACAAGGAUGAGAAAAUCCACUUUUGGGAAGAUGUUUAUGGGUUUGACUACUCGCCCUUCAUCGAAGUGGCCAUGGCCGAGCCAUUGGUCGACACCGUUGACAACAAGCUGUUAGUUACUGAACCAUACAAAUUUUUUGAGUUUGAUAUCAAUACCGUCACCAAAGAGGGAUUGAGUUUCCAACGGCAAUUCGAGCUUCGUGCCAUUGACACCGACCUUUGUCAUGCCUACAUUGUGUGGUUUGACUGUGAUUUCCCCGGCGACGAAACCGUUACCCUUUCGACUGGGCCAAUGAGCCCAUACACCCACUGGAAACAGACGGUUAUGUAUAUGGAUCAGGUGCUCGAUGUCAAGAAAAACGACGUCAUUAAGGGUCAAAUCGCAUCGCGUCCCAACAGCAAGAAUCCCCGUGAGGUGGAUAUAGAAAUUAUGUGGGAGUUGCGUGACCAAAAGGGAAAAUACAACUACUUCAUGAGAUAG
Molecule: messenger RNA, 1029 nt
Organism: Meyerozyma guilliermondii ATCC 6260
Lineage: Eukaryota; Fungi; Ascomycota; Pichiomycetes; Serinales; Debaryomycetaceae
Gene: HMT1
Product: protein-arginine omega-N methyltransferase
Exons: 1
Coding region: 1-1029 (342 amino acids)
Biological process (GO): peptidyl-arginine methylation
Cellular component (GO): nucleus
Molecular function (GO): protein-arginine N-methyltransferase activity
Source: RefSeq, a predicted model, not a curated record